AUGUGGAUGGCUGUGGCGUUGGUGGUGGUGGCAGGGGUGGUCCUGGUGCCCCUGCUCCUGCUCUACCCGUUCCUGCCUGAUCUUCGUCAAUGGCAUCGUGUUAGACAAGUUUACAAUGCCCGAUUUGGGGCUUUUGUUCUGUGGUUUGCGUAUGAGCCCAACGUGGUCCUCACGCGCCCUGAGGACAUUAAGCAGCUGCUCACGGAUAAUGACCUCAACUACACACGGGAUAACUCGAGCUUUGCCCUCUUCAACCGGUUCAUUGGUCAGAGCAUUAUCAAUGCAAACGGCGAGGAAUGGCGCCGUCAACAUCGCAUCUUGUACAAGGCUUUCAGUCCCGAUAAACUGGUGGGCUUUCGGUCGACCUUUGCCAAUCGUGGCGAACGCCUGGCCCAUUCACUAUUGGAGCUCAGUCAAGCUGAGGGUUCGGUCAAACUGGGUCACUGGCUGGGAAAGAUGACCCUGAGCGUCAUCAUCGAGACAGCUUUUGGCAAUACGUUGCGACCUGACGAGCAAGAUCUCAUGGCCCAGGAGUUUAUCUACAUGACAAAUGAAUUCACCAAUUUCGCCCACCAGAUUCCAGUGCUGCGCCACGUCCUGACAGAUACGCAGCGAUUGGAAACAGGCUUUGAGCGACUCUAUGGCCUGGUAGACCAGGCGGUGGCGCGUCGACGAAGUGGUGAGCAGGAUGAUGGUCAAAUCAAGUUGAUCGAUCUUAUCCUAGAGGCAAAUGGUGAGGAGGAUGAUCGAUCAAGGCUGGACGAUGCAGCCAUGCGGGAUAACCUUUUGCUACUUUUGGCUGCGGGCACGGAAACCACGGCCACGACUCUGGGCUGGCUCCUCUACGAGUUGGCUGUGAACCCAAAGGUGUUUCGUCCGGCUCGGUUUGCGCCGGGCGGUGAGGUGGAGCAAAACCCGUUUCAGUACUUUCCCUUUGGCAAGGGUCGUCGAUAUUGUCUGGGCAAAUACUUUGCCAUUGCAGAACUGCAGGUGGUGGUGUCACACUUACUUCGACGAUUGGACAUGGAGUACCUUGGAGAUCGCGCCACGAUGCGCGUUGUCUACAAACCACCUGUGCUACACGCCUCGGAUGACCUCCCGAUGCGGUUUUUUGCUCGCCGCACUUCUCGUCGUGGCAGCAAGCUCGUGGAAGCCGUGUAG
Molecule: messenger RNA, 1161 nt
Organism: Monosiga brevicollis MX1
Lineage: Eukaryota; Choanoflagellata; Craspedida; Salpingoecidae
Exons: 7
Coding region: 1-1161 (386 amino acids)
Molecular function (GO): monooxygenase activity; heme binding; oxidoreductase activity, acting on paired donors, with incorporation or reduction of molecular oxygen
Source: RefSeq, a predicted model, not a curated record